Molecule: messenger RNA, 1715 nt
Organism: Neltuma alba
Lineage: Eukaryota; Viridiplantae; Streptophyta; Magnoliopsida; Fabales; Fabaceae
Product: cytochrome b561 and DOMON domain-containing protein At5g47530-like
Exons: 4
Coding region: 141-1394 (417 amino acids)
Source: RefSeq, a predicted model, not a curated record
UCUUUGAUUGAUAUAUAUAUUCAUAGCAAACCCUGAAACUGGGAUCUAUCGUGUCUCGUGGCAUUUAAGGAAGAAAGAAGAAGAAGAAGGAGAAGAAGAAGAGGAAGAAGAGAAGAAGAAUUAAUUGCAGAAAUUUAAAUAUGGUUUUCAUCAUAAAGUUACCGAUGAUGAUGAGACUUGUGCUAGCGUUGUGUGUUGUGAGCUCUGUGAUGUUCACAUAUUCUUCUGCUCAGACUUGCUCUUCUUAUUCCUUCUCUGCCAACAGAAACUUCUCCACUUGCCGUGACCUUCCUCACCAGGGCGCCUUCCUUCACUGGUCCUAUGAUCAAUCCUCAGGGAAGCUAGAGAUUGCAUACAGGCAUGGCGGAAUCAGUUCAACAGCGAACCGGUGGGUGGCCUGGGGAAUCAACCCUAACAACAACGACGUCACCGCCAUGCCCGGAACUCAAGCUCUGGUGGCGCUCUCUGAAUCCGGCGACACCGGUGUCCCGACGGUGUAUACAUCGCCGAUAAGGUCCUCCGGCGACGUAUCAGAAACUCAGCUGGUCCAGGGAGACAUAAGCUACAACGUGACGGGUUUGAGCGCGGCGCGUGUGAACGAUGAGGUUAUCAUCUUCGCUACGGUGAUGCUUCCCAGCGGAACGGAGUCAGUGGUCCAUGUGUGGCAGGAAGGCCCUCUCGCUGGGUCGACGCCUCAACGACAUGAACUCAGCACUGAGCAUACUGAUUCGAAGGAGACGUUGGAUCUGGUGUCUGGUGUGACUCAAGCUGCUGCAAGUGGCGAUGCUCUCAGAAGAAAAAGAAAUGUGCAUGGAGUGUUGAAUGCAGUGAGCUGGGGGACGAUGCUGCCACUAGGAGCCAUAAUAGCAAGAUACUUGAAAGUGUUCAAAUCAGCAGACCCUGCUUGGUUUUACCUUCACGUCAUUUGCCAAACCUCUGCCUACAUCGUUGGUGUUGGUGGCUGGGCCUAUGGUCUGAAACUCGGCCAUGACUCUGUUGCUGUUCAGUAUGAUACCCACAGAGCUCUUGGCAUCACCAUCUUCUGCCUUGCAACUCUUCAGGUGUUUGCUCUGUUUUUGAGGCCAAACAAGGAUCAUAAAUAUAGAAUCUUCUGGAACUUCUACCACUACUUGGUGGGAUACGCCACAAUAAUCAUCAGCAUUGUCAACAUCUUCCAAGGCUUCGAUGCACUUGAGAACUCUUAUGGAGAUCGUUAUGAGAACUGGAAAGACGCAUACAUUGGGGUUAUUGCCGCUCUUGGUGGAAUUGCCCUGUUGUUGGAAGUCUACACUUGGGUCAUUGUGUUGAAGAGGAAAAAAUCAGAGGGCAUUCCAAAUGGGGUUAAUAAUAAUGGAGUGAAUGGGGUUAAUGAUGGGUUUGAAUCUAAGCCGUAGGUUUGGUAGGAUAAGUUAUCUAUUUGUAUGAUAUCUGGCCGUCUGAUCUGUGUACUUAGAUGAGGAUAUGCAUGUUAGUGGGUCUCACUCCACAGCUGAUAUCUGCUAUUGUGUUUAUCUCUUUCUAGUUAUGCAGAUUGUAUGGUUAUAGAAACUAUCCUGAUUAGUAGGAUCAGUCACAUGGUUUUUUUUUUCUCUCUCUCUAGAUUUUGACUAUUUUGUAUUGUUUGUGGUUUCUUUCAUUUUGGGAUCCUUUUGUAUAUUGAUUUUACAUGAACUAUUCUUGAAGGUAUGUAGGGCCUUCCCAGCUGUAUACCCAUA